ACCAGCAUCCGUCAUCAGCUGCCCCUCACACGUCGCCAGCAUGCGUCACUUCGUGGUCUUGGCCGCUCUGGUGUUGGCUGUCUGCGUCCUGGCCCCGUCACACGCCCAGCGGCCCUAUGGCGGCUAUGGUGGUGGCUUUAAAGGCGGUAUCAAGGGCGGAGGCUUUAAAGGAGGCAGCGGAGGUGGGUUUGGAGGCGGCGGCAGUGGCGACAAAUUAAUUGGCAAGCCCGGUGGCGGUGGCGGCGGUGGUGGUUUUGGAGGUGGUGGUGGCAUUGGAGGCGGUGGUAAAGACCACAUUGGAGGCGGCGGUGGCGGCAUUGGAGGCGGUGGCGGCGUUGGAGGCGGCGGCGGCGGUAAGAUUGAAGGCGGAGGUGGUGGUGAAUACAACAUUGGAGGUGGCGGUGGCGGCGUUGGAGGCGGUGGCGGCCUCUUAGGCGGCGGCUACGGUGAGAUUGUAGGUGGCGGUGGUGAAUACAACAUUGGAGGUGGCGGUGGUGGCGUUGGAGGCGGUGGCGGCCUCUUAGGCGGCGGCUACGGUGAGAUUGUAGGCGGCGGUGGUAAAUACAACAUUGGAGGCGGCGGUGGCGGCCUUGGAGGCGGUGGCGGCCUUGGAGGCCGCGGCGGCGGCCGCUUUCGAGGCCGCCGUGACAUUUGAGGUGGCGGUGGCGGCGUUGGAGGCGGUGGCGGCAUUGGAGGCGGCGGCGGCUACGGUGGAAGCAAAGGUGGUGGAGGUGGAAGAAAAGGCUACGGAAGGUAAACUACUCCAACUUUACCGCGUACUCUACCCUCCACAGGACCAAGUUUACACUACUAUAUUCCAGGAAAAGAAACAGUUCAGAGAUUUACUUGAGAACCACAACAGCCUUGCGGAUCACAGAUGCCCAAACCUGCUCUACAGCGCCUGAUUAUAUUUUAACUGUCUUCAAAUACUUCAUCACAUAACUUGUCACUCAGUAAAAUAUAUCCAAAAUGUUAUUUUUAAAUUUUUGAUAAAAAAUAUCAGAUGUGCUUUCUUUGUUUCUAUUUGUUUUAGCUUCCAAUAAUUUUUUUAAUUUGUUAUAAUGUAGUAUUGCAAUGUGUGAAAAUAAACUUUUACGGCACUGAA
This is a messenger RNA of Procambarus clarkii (red swamp crayfish), 1105 nucleotides long. The record is from RefSeq and is a predicted model, not a curated record. Lineage: Eukaryota; Metazoa; Arthropoda; Malacostraca; Decapoda; Cambaridae.